UCAGGUUUACAAACAGUCGUGGAUGGUAUCCACACUCUUCAGCAGCAUGUCGUCGAGCAGAAGAACAAGAUCAUCGAAUCCAUUAAUAUGCACAAGAGGCUCGUAUCACCUCUUUGGCGCUUGCCAACUGAAGUCCUGUCCCAAAUAUUUUGCCACUGUCUCCCGCAAAUCUCGGAACUCCAUGAAUUCCAGCCCCCAUCAAAGGUAACUGCACCUAUGCUGUUGACUAGAAUAUGUCGACGGUAG
Messenger RNA from Suillus subaureus, 246 nucleotides. RefSeq lists its product as uncharacterized. The annotation marks the transcript as partial. NCBI's taxonomy places the organism in Eukaryota, Fungi, Basidiomycota, Agaricomycetes, Boletales, Suillaceae. The record is from RefSeq and is a predicted model, not a curated record. The transcript has a single exon.